AUUUUUAGUGUGUGUAUUAUAGAAGACUUACACUUUGAUCUGCUGAAUCCUCUUCAAAUUAACGUCCUACGUAAUUGCAUUUGUUUGAUUUUCUGGUGCACGGUUCCCAUCCCAUUUUAUUCCGUAGUUUUGCAUUCAUGUCAAAUUGUGAUUAUCAGGAAUAUAAGAUUGCCUACUCCUAAUCAUGAAAAAUGAGAGAGAAAUUAGCGAAGUUGAUGACAGUACUGACAAGACAUCCGUUCCUAUAAAUGGUAUUGUGGGAGAAUUGACAACCAACAUCGCACUAAAGCUACUCCAUGUUUCGCCAUUGCCAGCAUCCUGCUGCAUCUUCAGAGUUCCCCUCCAGAUUCGGCGAAAAAACGCACAAGCAUACAAACCUUACGUCAUCUCAAUCGGACCCUUUCACCGUGGCGGUGGUGGCGAUCAAUUCCAACUCUUGGAAAAUGUGAAGCGCUGGUACUUACAGUGCCUUCUUUCACACGCAAAAACAACUUUGCCAGGCUUGAUCGAAGGUGUCGCGGAUUUGGAAAAGCACGCUCGUGAUUGUUACGCAGAGCCAUUGGGUCUCAACAAGGAAGACUUUGUUGAGAUGAUGGUACUCGACGGAUGCUUCCUAAUCGAACUAUUUCGAAAAGGACCUUCCCACGAUCUACCAGACGAGAAGGACCCCGUUCACUGUAUGUCCGGCAUUCGGCUAUAUCUUUACCAUGACCUUCUCCUGCUAGAAAAUCAGCUGCCAUGGUUUGUUCUCGAGCGGUUAUACAAUUUAACCGCCGUGAAGAGUACUACUAGCGAAGGAAAUGCCUCCUCCCUCGCCGACCUUGUCCUCAAGUUCUUCACAGAAUACGUCGGGGACAAUCUCAUUUUAAACCCGAGUGUGGAUCUCCGUCCUGAAAUCCUGCACAUACUCGGUCUCAUAAGAACCUCAGUCAUUGGCACUUUUAAACACGAGAGCACGGGGAAUAAGAUGCCGAAGGUUCCAAACGUGACAACUCUGUCCGAAGCUGGCAUUAAAUUCAAAGAAGGUCCUCGGGGUGACAUGUUGAAAAUGAAGUUCGAAAAAGGGGAGUUCACCAUGCCACAACUAGUAAUCGAUGAGCGGACAGGGCCGCUCCUCAGGAACCUCAUCGCCUUCGAGCAAUGCUACCCAACUGCCUCCACACGAUAACGAGUUACGCCGUCCUGAUGGAUAAUCUCAUCAAUUCGAGCAAGGACAUCGACCUUCUUUGCGAGAGGAAAAUACUGGUGAAUUGGUUGAGCUCGGAAGACGCUGCGCAGUU
Messenger RNA from Malus domestica (apple), 1280 nucleotides. NCBI's taxonomy places the organism in Eukaryota, Viridiplantae, Streptophyta, Magnoliopsida, Rosales, Rosaceae. The record is from RefSeq and is a predicted model, not a curated record.